Molecule: messenger RNA, 573 nt
Organism: Trametes versicolor FP-101664 SS1
Lineage: Eukaryota; Fungi; Basidiomycota; Agaricomycetes; Polyporales; Polyporaceae
Product: acyl carrier protein
Exons: 4
Coding region: 1-573 (190 amino acids)
Biological process (GO): fatty acid biosynthetic process
Cellular component (GO): mitochondrion
Molecular function (GO): acyl binding; acyl carrier activity
Source: RefSeq, a predicted model, not a curated record
AUGUUCCGUCUCGCUGCACGAAACUUUGCUGCUCGCAACAUUGCCUCUGGCUCUGUUGUAGCCCCCCGCUUCGCUCUCGCGGCUCGUAGCCGCAUCGUGCCUUGCGCAGCGUUCUCCGCGGCGGCAGGCCUCUCAAAAGAAGAGAUUACUGCUCGUGUUCUUCAGGUCCUCAGGAGUUUCGAGAAGGUGAAGGCCGACAAGCUCAACCCUACAGCGUCAUUCUCCGAUGACCUGGGCCUGGACAGUCUGGACGCCGUCGAGGUCGUCAUGGCUGUGGAAGAGGAGUUUGCUAUUGAGAUCCCUGACGCGGAAGCGGACGAGAUCAAGACGGUGCAGCAAGCUAUUGACUACAUCGCCAAGACGCCUGCUGGUGAGUUCUUCGUCUCGCCCCUUCUCAACGUACGAGAACUCACUUUAUAUUCCAGCCCACUAGCCCGUAGUAGUAAUGCCCUGUACCCCUCUCAUCCGUUAAUGGUAUUCGUCCCCUGCAUCUCAUCCAUCUCGACUAGAGUGCACAAUCCCUGUCUUCUCUUGGCCGCGAAGGGCCGGACGCCAUCCAUGACAGUCAGGUGA